Messenger RNA from Solanum pennellii, 727 nucleotides. RefSeq lists its product as uncharacterized. Bases 153 to 422 code for a protein of 89 amino acids. NCBI's taxonomy places the organism in Eukaryota, Viridiplantae, Streptophyta, Magnoliopsida, Solanales, Solanaceae. The record is from RefSeq and is a predicted model, not a curated record. The transcript has 3 exons.
UUGUUUGUUAAAAUCAUCAGAAUCUAGUUAAGGCUUAACCAAAUCCAAAUCCCCCCUUGAUUUGCCGUUGAAGGAAGAAAUGCAAUUUUUCAAAAUUGAACUUUAACUGCUCAGUUUCUGUGUAGAUUCAUGGAUUUGUAGUAGCCAUUAACAUGGGAAUCUUCAAGGAGAAGAAAAAUGCAUCUGGGUUAGCUACUUCACCUUGUGCUCAACUCAGAGAGGCUUACCAUAAUUGCUUCAACAGGUGGUAUUCUGACAAAUUCUUGAAGGGUGAGUGGAAUAAAGAGGAGUGUGUUAUAGAGUGGAAGAAAUACAGAGAUUGUCUAUCUCAACAUCUGGAUGAUAAGCAUUUAAGUAGAUUCUUGGAAGCUGAUGGUGCUAAUCAAAAUGAUUCAAAGAGCUCUGCUGGUGCUCCCAAGUAACACACAAUUGAGCAUCUUGAAGUACCAUGAAAAUGAAAUGUGAUUUAAAGUGAAGCAUAAUUAGAAUGUUUUUGUAAUUGUAUUUGAUGUCAAGUUGUGACAUGUAAUCAAUCAAUGAAAAAAUACUCGAAUUUUCCUCUGAUUGAAAGGCUUUCCUGAGUUUUGCAUGUAAGCUUUUGAGUAGAACUAGGCAAGCAUGCUGCAUAAAGCUGAAAGAUUGUCUUGCAAUAACAAUGCUCCUAUAGAAAUUUUGACUCUUGAUGAAAUUUUAAGCUAUGUAUUGUUAGACUCUUAUCUUAGUUAAA